CCCCACCCCACCCCACCCCCCCGCGGCCCGGGGCAGCGCGAGCCCCCAGCGGCGCCCGGGAGGCGGCAGCGGAGCCUCCCCCCCCCAGCGCCGGGGGCCGGGCCGGGCCGGGCCGCAGCCAUUGCGCGGGGCGGCGGCAGCCCCGGGCCGGGCGCGCUGGCAGUGACCCCGGCGGGCGGGGAGGGGAACCAUGCCUGAAGAUGACGGAUGCCGUGGUGGUGGAGGGGCACGUCCGCUGGAGGGAUGGAAAAAAGUGGAAGAGCAGGUGGCUGGUGCUGCGCAAGCCCUCGCCCGUGGCAGAUUGCUUACUCAUGUUGGUGUACAAGGAUAAAUCUGAGAGAGUGAAAGGGCAUAAGGAGAGGAGUAGUGUGACCUUGGAGGACAUCUGUGGCCUGGAUCCUGGGCUCUCCUAUGAGGGCUUGAAUCACACACUUGCCAUCAUCUGUCUGUCUCAAGUUGUGAUGCUGGGAUUUGAAAACAAGGAAACUAUGUAUGCGUGGGAUGUCCGGAUCCGCUACAGUUUGGGAGAAGUUCAUAGGUUUCAUGUUUCUGUAGCCCCUGGAACUAAACUGGAGAGUGGACCUGCUACCCUACACUUCUGCAAUGACAUUCUAGUCCUUGUAAAAGACGUUCCACCCACAGUCAUGGGACAGUGGAAACUCUCAGACCUUCGCCGAUAUGGAGCUGUUCCUAACGGAUUCAUCUUUGAAGGGGGCACCAGGUGUGGCUUUUGGGCUGGUGUUUUUUUCCUUUCUUGUGCUGAAGGGGAGCAGAUCAGCUUUCUGUUCGACUGUAUCGUUCGUGGCAUCUCCCCGACGAAAGGCCCUUUUGGGUUGCGUCCAGUCCUACCAGACCCAAGCACAAAUCCAACCUAUUCAGAAGAGAAAUUGGUCCAUGAAGCAUUGCAGUUAGAGAAACGCUUGAGCUUACUAUCCCAUACAAGUCGUCAGGGCAGUGGAGGAGAUGACAGAAGUCUGUCGAGUUCAUCUUCAGAUACCAGCCACUCGGACGUUAGUGUUGGGAGCAGGUUAACGAUUUGGCCUGAACAGUCUUCAGCCAGCACUUCUCAAGAGAGUCAUGGAUUGGGAGCAGCAAAAGGCAUUCAUCUGGGGGAAGAAAAAGCCCAUGCAGAAGGGGCACGUGGCACUGCCAAACCACCUCCUAAGCCUCUUCGGUCCAGACAGCUGCAGGAAAUCGGUCGUCAGAGUUCCUCUGACAGUGGGAUAGCUACGGGUAGCCACUCUUCUUACUCUGGAAGUUUCUCUUCCUAUGCUGGAAGCCUGGAUAUUUGCCAUGGUGAGGAGUUUGGAUCGUUGUUAAGCCUGCCAUUGACCCUUCCUUCAGAUCAAAAUUUAUGUACUUGCCCUCAUGGUGAGCCCCAGAGGAGUGCAGGCUCAGAGUAUCAGGUUCCCAGCUCUCUCAGACAUAUUUAUGACACACCCAGGAGUUUAUUACAGGCAGCUGCUAAAGACGUGCAACACAAGAGUGCAGAUUCCACAUUACCCAAGGACCAGGCCCAGGCACCCCAAGGCAUUAGUGACCCUAAACUGCUGGUACCACACUUGGAAGCACAGAUGGCACCUGAGCAAAGCCAAGACCGGGGAAGGCAAGCAUCCGCACUCCCAGAAAGCACCAAGGACUCAAGUGAGGAGACAUAUGCGGAAUUUGUUUCCAGAUGGUCAGAUGUAAAACCACAAGGACAGGUGUCAGACUCGAAAGGUAGUGAGUUGGCACCACCUAGUGGAGUCCCAGCUGACCCCUGUGAAAUAUAUAGCCCCCACCCUGGGAUGGCAAGAGCUCUCUUUUCAGCUUGUCCAAUCUGUGGUGGACUAAAGGUAAAUACCUAAUGCUGAGCAGAUGCUAACAAAGGUUUCUGUACCUUAUUUAAUAACUUUCUUUUAAGUAACUAUAAACAGUUGUGAAUUGCAGCCUAUUCUUUUUUUUUGGAUAAUAGCUUUUGUACUCUUUAUGGAUAAGUUAAGAAGUUCAGUACAUGGCUCACUAUUCUGUCUUUAAAAUCCAUGCCUGGAACAAGAAAACAUUUAAAGAGAUAGACUUUUGGGUGUUACCUUUUAAUAGGCCAUAUUCUCUCUUUGGAUGGACAUGAGUGGCUCACAUUGUCUUCAGUGGAAAUUGCAGAGGCACACUGGAGUUGAAUUUGUCCUGUAAUAACUAAGUACAAAGGAGACUGGUCUGCCUUGAUGUUGGUUUUUCUUUCUUUCUUUUUUUUUUUGAGAAGGGUGAAGGGAGGUUGAACAAGACAUGUCCUUAGCUAUGAGCUGUAAUUUAAAAUUAUGUCUUUACCUUUACUAGUGGAUAUACCUCCUGUGCUCAUGACUAGUUUGCAACCAUGUCUUGUGGCUGGAGAAGACAGAGUGGCAGAGCUUCUCAGUGGCAGCCUAACAAAGGAACUCCUACACAGAAUCAGACCUAGUCAGAGCUAGUCUAGCAUCUUGCCAUUAACAGUGGCUAGUACCAAAGGCUUUGGCAAGAUUCAAGAACCAGUUACAGGGAAACCUGCCCAUGGGGAAAGAUCUUUACUACCAGCCAGCAGAGACUGGCUUUGGACCUGAAAGAGGAGGAUUUACAUCCCUUCCCCAUCCCAAGUUUAGUUCUUAAUAUUCACUGUCAGUUUUUUCAUCUGUAUAAUUGGCUAAUCUCUUUUUGAAACAAGUUAGGUUCUUAGCCUCAAAGAAAUCUUAUGGCAAAUAGCUUGCACAAGCUGUUUGUGCAUUGUAUAAAGGAAAUAUUUCCUCCUGCCAGUUUCAGAGAAGACUUUUGUUGUUUCGAAUGUAGUUGCUAAACUGGAAUGAGAGAAAUCUGUUCAUGUUCUGGAGGUGUUGGAAAAAACUUGAAAGGAAGAGAGACUGUUCAACUUGAGGAGAGUGGUAUAAAAAUGGAAUUUGGAUAAAAUUGUCUCACUCUGAGAAAUAUUUGUCCAUGGGUGGAUCUAGAAUUUUGAAAAGGAGGGUGCAGAUUGUGAGGUACAUCGCUACAUAUAACACAACACAUAGCUUUCUCCAGUUAAAAGUAAAUUAGAAGCUUUACUAAUAUGUUUGGGACCUGGGACUAUUAUUCUAGAGGUGCAUCGACCGAUACAUCAUUCUGAUAUCAGAUCAGCACUGCUAUAAAGAAAACUGUAUUGAAAUUGGCUUUUUUUUUACCUGAUGUGGCUGAUUAAAUGCUGUGUGCAUGUGCGCAGCUGCAGUACAGCGUGUAGGUGGCGAGCAGCACAGCCCAACAGCUUGGAGAGCUGUGUCUAGCUGGUAAGUCUUGUGAUGGAAGGGGAGUGGGGAAGGAAGAGGUGUAGGGGGAGCGGGGGCAGAUCAAGGCCCCGGAGGUGAGGGAGGAAGUGGGGCUGGUGCAGGGCAGGAUGCAGGAUGGAGUCAAGGCUCACCUGGGGGAUGCUGGGGGUGGGGGGGAGGGGGCAGCUCCCACUGCUGCACUUACCCAGAGAGUGCAUGGGGGAAUAUGUGCCCCCCUGGAUCUGCUCAGGGUGGGGCAGGAUACUGCUGUGGGCUGGGGCUGUGCCAGGCACUUCCUGGAGGGGGCUGGGCUGGGCUGUGCUUGGGGCAGGGUGGGUGGCAGAGCUGGGAGGAGGCUUUGGGGGGGCUAUAGUGAAUUUUGGGGUGGCUGCAGCCUCUCCCAGUCCUCUUCCCAGUGCUGUCGCCCAUCCUGAGUCCAGCCUCGCCCAGCCUCCACCAGGUAGAGCCCAGCGCCACCCCAGCCCGCAGCGGCAGCCCGCCCCACCCCCCCAAUGCAUCCUGGAAUGUGCAUAGCAGCGGGAGCCACCCUGCCUUCCCCAUACCCUGGCCCCAGCCCUACUGUUUCGCAUGGUGUAAGUGGGAUACAUUUUACAUACUGUUAUAGCCAGGUGGAACUGACUCAUGGACCACCUAAGAUAUGAAUUCUCCAAAUUUAUUUGAAGGUGUUCAGAAAAACUUUGGUGUGCUAAUGCUUUCAGUGCUUUGCAGUUUCACUUAAACCAUUAAUUAGAUUGUGCUCAUAUUUUUAAAUGCCCAAUAUUUAUUACAAAGAGAGAACACAUUAUACAGCAAUCAGAAAGGACAGAAGCAGGUUUCUGUGUUCAGCUCUGCAUAGAAUUGUUGAAGAUCAUAAAGUCCUCCCUCAGGCUGAAGUUUUUCCUUUAUUUCAAUAGUAAUUUUAGCAGAAAAGGAAGGAAUAAGAAAGACUGGGGCAAAUCAUGUAGCAGUGUGCAGUGUCCCCUGUCAACAGAACUAGUGAUGCAUCAGUGUCCAGAUGGAGGCAGGAUUUCACAAUGUGCUGGGGGAGUUGGCCUCUCCAUUUUGUCAGCGAGUUAGAAGGACUGGAGGAGGUGGCGGAUGGAGUGUGAAAGUUAAUGGUUGCCUUUUUUGAUCGAGUGACCCCAGUAGCUAGCAUUUACAAGGCUGCUUUACUGCUCUUCCACUCUCCUUGCAAGUAGAAGGAUAGUGACCAUAAUAUAGGGCAUCAAGAUUGGAUCUGUGAAUUAAGUAACUUUAAAGUCAGGGCAGAAACGAUAGCAGAAAUUUCAUCCUAUUUUACUUGAGAAGAAAAGAAAAAAAACACUGAGAGAGAACUCCAUAGCAUAUUAAUAUAAAACAUAGAGGGAGUAGAGUGACUAGAAGCUUAUUGGACACCAUAGACGAGGCAGUAGAUGUGCACGCUGUUUUCUAUUCUGUUGUACAUUGUACUGUACAGUGUCUACAAGAUUUUCUGCACUACAAACUGCAUGAAGUGUGCACUAAUCACAGUAUUUUCAUAUUGGUGAUUUCAGUGAUACAGAUACAUGUUGAUUCGAGAUCCUUGUACAGUAUAAAUAUGCUAGGCUAUGCAUCUUGGAUUGUUUGGGGGUUUACAAGGUUUGCAGAUUUAUUACUGGGCCAUAUUUAUGCCAUUUUCAACCCACUCCAUAUUAGAAUGGGGAAAAACAUUUCACUGUACAUAUUUGGUUCUGUAACUUCAUUUAUUCUACAGUUUAAAAAACAAUGUCAACAUUUUUAUAGGUAUUUUUUACACCUCCAUUGUUUGUAACAUUUCUUAGAAGCCUGAAAAUAAAAUUAUCUUUUCCAACUGUU
Molecule: messenger RNA, 5078 nt
Organism: Alligator mississippiensis (American alligator)
Lineage: Eukaryota; Metazoa; Chordata; Crocodylia; Alligatoridae
Gene: DOK7
Product: docking protein 7
Exons: 7
Coding region: 201-1847 (548 amino acids)
Biological process (GO): neuromuscular junction development; positive regulation of protein tyrosine kinase activity
Molecular function (GO): protein kinase binding
Source: RefSeq, a predicted model, not a curated record